This is a messenger RNA of Symbiodinium sp. CCMP2456, 366 nucleotides long. The record is from the annotation of a GenBank genome assembly. Lineage: Eukaryota; Dinophyceae; Suessiales; Symbiodiniaceae.
AUGCCAACGAUCACUCCGGAGCUUGCCGGGCAGAUGGUGGACAAGGCAUCCUGGAGCUCCGAAUGUUUCAAAAAAGCCAUCGUCGCGCUCGAGGAUGAAGAGACCAAGAAGAAGGUCGAAGAGAUCAUCACAAAGGCCAAAGAGGCCGAGCCAGAGGAUCAAGUGAAGCGACAGAUGCUGAUGAUGCAGGAGAUUUUGCCUUUGGCCAAGAGCGUCGUCGGUGACAGCUGGAAGGAGUGGGGAGUGACGGAGGAGAACGCCAUGAUGGUUAUGAUGCAGGUUCAGAUGAUGGCUAUGAUGGAUCCAGUUUUGCAGCCGAAAGCUGCCAAGGUCAUGAGCUUCGUGCAAGGUCAAGUAGGCGCCUGA